Cinclus cinclus is the source of this 3605-nucleotide messenger RNA. RefSeq names its product protocadherin 8 (gene PCDH8). The record is from RefSeq and is a predicted model, not a curated record. Gene Ontology annotation, cellular component: plasma membrane. Gene Ontology annotation, molecular function: calcium ion binding. The transcript is spliced from 3 exons. Bases 612 to 3605 code for a protein of 997 amino acids. Lineage: Eukaryota; Metazoa; Chordata; Aves; Passeriformes; Cinclidae. Gene Ontology annotation, biological process: homophilic cell-cell adhesion.
CCCGCUAAUGCGCGCCCGCCCCGCGCCCCCGCCCGCGCGGCACACCGCGACACAGCGCGACAUGCCGCGGCACGGCGCGACAUCCUUCGGCACGGCAUGCCGCGGCAUCCCGCGACACGGCACCCGUCCCGACUUGUUGGCAGGAUUAACAAACCCCACCGCGCACCGCGCUCCGCGUUCCCCGCGCCAGCUCCGCUGCCGCGCCUCCGGAGAGAGGGAAGAGACGAGAGGGGGAGGAAGAAAUAAAUAAAUGGGAGGAAAGAAAGAGCGACAGUGCGGGGGAGGAUUAAAAAUAAUUUUUUUUAAAAAAAAAAAAAGGAGAAAAAGAGAAAAAAUAAAAGAAAGCCCCCAGACCCCGCAGAGUUAAAGAAAACAAAGCCGAGCGCCCCGCGACCCCGCUCCCGGCCCGGCCCGGGGAGCGCCGAGGGCCGCCCGCGCCGCCUCCCAUUGGCUCCGCCGCCCGCUCAUUUGCAUAGCGCCGUCUAUGAAAGGCGGCGCGGUGGCGCGGGGGGCGCAGACGGUGGCGCGGGUAUCGCGGCACGUCCGCUCGGCCCCGCGCCCAUCCCGCCCGCACUGCACCGCGCCGUCGGGCUGAGCCCCGCGCCGCUGCCAUGAGCCCCCUGCGGCUGCUGGCCGCCGCCUGCCUGCUGGUCCUGUCCCGCUGCAAGACGGUGAGGUAUCGCACCGACGAGGAGGGCGCGCCGGGCACGGUGAUCGGUACUCUGGCCGACGAGAUGCCGGUGAAGGCGCCGGGGGAGAUGAGCUUUCGCCUGAUGCGGCAGUUCAGCAACAGUUCGCUGGUGCGGGUGCGGGAGGAGGACGGGCAGCUGAGCAUCGGUGAGGCGGGGCUGGACCGGGAGAGGCUGUGCGGCCAAGCCCCCCAGUGUGUCCUGGCCUUCGACGUGGUGAGCUGCUGGCGGGAGCGCUACCGCCUGGUGCACGUGGAGCUGGAGGUGCGUGACAUCAAUGACAACGCACCGCGCUUCCCCCAUGCCCAGAUGGCGCUGGAGGUGUCCGAGAGUGCUGCGCCCGGCACUCGACUCCCGCUGGAGGUGGCUGUGGAUGAGGACGUGGGCUCCAAUUCCAUCCAGAGCUUCCAGGUGUCCCUCAACAGCCACUUCGGUGUGGAGGCACAGACAAGGGCAGAUGGGGCACGCUGUGCUGACCUGGUGCUGCUCCAGGAGCUGGACCGUGAGCGCCAGCCCUCCUACACCCUGGAGCUGGUGGCCAAGGAUGGUGGCAGCCCAGCACGCUCGGGCACAGCCACCGUGCACGUCCGUGUCCUCGACGCCAAUGACAACAGUCCAACCUUUGCCCAGAGCUCAGUCACGGUCGAGUUGCCUGAGGAUGCACCGCCUGGCUCCCUGCUGCUCGAUCUGGAUGCUGCUGACCCUGAUGAGGGCCCCAAUGGUGAGGUGGUGUAUGCCUUCAGCAGCCAGGUGCCCCCCGAGGCACGGCGGCUCUUCCGCCUCGACCCGCGCUCGGGCCACCUCACAUUGGAGGCUGCCGUGGACUACGAGCGCACCCGCACCUACGAGCUGGAUGUGCGUGCCCAGGACCGCGGUGCCAGCCCCCGUGCUGCCACCUGCACCGUUGUUGUGCGCCUCACCGACGUAAACGACAACGCUCCACGCAUCAGCAUCAGUGCCCUCCGUGGCGCUGCCAGUGCUGCUGGCGUGGCCUACGUCAGCGAGGCAGCAGCCACUGAGAGCUUCGUGGCCCUCGUCAGUGCCACAGACCGCGACUCGGGCGCCAACGGGCAGGUGCGCUGCAGCCUGCGUGGCCACGACCACUUCGCCCUGCAGCGAGCCUACGAGGACAGCUACAUGAUUGUCACCACAGCAGCACUGGACCGCGAGCGCAUCCCUGAGUACAACCUCACCGUGGUGGCUGAGGACCUGGGCUCACCACCCUUCAAGACCGUCCGCCAGUACACAGUGCGCGUGAGUGAUGAGAAUGACAACGCGCCGCUCUUCGCCAAGCCCCUCUACGAGGUGGCUCUACCAGAGAACAACCCCCCGGGUGCCUAUAUCACCACAGUGGUGGCUCGUGACCCUGAUCUUGGCCACAAUGGUAAGGUCACCUACCGGCUCCUGGAAACACAGGUCAUGGGGGCCCCCAUCUCCACAUACGUCUCGGUGGACCCUGCUACCGGGGCCAUCUAUGCCCUCAGGACAUUCAACUAUGAGAUCCUCAAGCAGUUGGACCUGAGGAUCCAGGCCACUGAUGGUGGCUCCCCGCAGCUCUCCAGCAGCACCCUUGUCAAAGUGAGAAUGGUGGACCAGAAUGACAACCCUCCCAUCAUCAUCCACCCGGUGCUCACCAAUGGGACUGUGGAAAUCGGUGUGUCCAGCAAGACCUCUCGUGAUUCCCUGGUGGCCCAAAUCAAAGCUCGAGAUGCUGAUGAUGGCGCCAAUGCCGAGCUCACCUUUGCCUUCCUGGAAGAGUCCCAGCAGGACCUUUUCACCAUCAACCCAAGUACUGGGGACAUUGUGCUGAGGGGUGACCUCUCUGAAGAGCUGGGACAGCUGUUCAAGGUCAUCCUCACUGUGACAGACAAUGGCAGACCUCCCCUGGCCACAACUGCCACAGUCAACUUCCUGGUGACCGCCACUGCUCCGUCCAGUUUCCAAGACAUAGCCAAGCCCAGCUCCUGGGAAGGAAAGGCUUUGCAGUGGGACAUCCCUCUGAUCGUAAUCAUUGUCCUGGCAGGCAGCUGCACCCUCCUCCUGGUGGCUAUAAUCACCAUUGCCACUACCUGCAACAGACGCAAGAAGGCGAACAACAUCAAAAACAACACUGCCUUGAAGGACCAAAUAGACAUCUCCCACCUGGAGAAGGGCCAUCAGGAGGAGGGCAGCCAGAGGGGGAACAUGUUUGAGGUACGAACCUUUCCCAGCAAAACCCCUUUCACCAGCCCCGACCUCUCUCCAGCUGCUGAAGAGAUCUCCACCACUGAGAGUGGCAGCGACAGCACUUGCCUCUACGAGGGUCAGAAGAGGCUCAGGGGACAGAGUGGGGAGGGUUUUGCUGCCACUCCGAGCUACAAUAAGGAGCCUGCUCCCCCCGUGGCCAUUUGGAAGGGACACUCGUUCAACACCAUCUCCGGCCGGGAGGCAGAGAAGUUCAGUGGCAAAGACAGCGGCAAAGGCGACAGUGAUUUUAACGACAGCGACUCAGAUAUCAGCGGAGAUGCCCUGAAGAAAGAUCUCAUCACACACAUGCAGAACGGUCUGUGGGCAUGCACAGCUGAAUGCAAGAUUCUGGGGCACUCUGACCGCUGCUGGAGCCCCUCCUGUAGCCGAGCCAACCCUCACCCCUCUCCACAUCCUUCAGCACCCCUCACCACCUUCUGCAAGAGCACGUCCUUGCCCAGGGAUCCCCUUCGCAGGGACAACUUUUAUCAAGCCCAGCUGCCCAAAACAGUCGGGCUUCAGAGCGUCUAUGAGAAGGUGCUGCACAGGGACUUUGACCGGACAAUCACACUCUUCUCCCCACCACGCCCUGCACGGCUCCCCGACCUUCAGGAGAUUGGGGUGCCCCUCUUCCCAGCCCCCUCGACUAGAUAUCUGGGCCCCCAGACUGAGACGACUGAGAAGGUGUAG